This is a messenger RNA of Phaeoacremonium minimum UCRPA7, 2715 nucleotides long. RefSeq names its product putative glycoside hydrolase family 55 protein. The coding region runs from base 1 to 2715 and encodes 904 amino acids. Gene Ontology annotation, molecular function: polygalacturonase activity. NCBI's taxonomy places the organism in Eukaryota, Fungi, Ascomycota, Sordariomycetes, Togniniales, Togniniaceae. The transcript is spliced from 6 exons. The record is from RefSeq and is a predicted model, not a curated record.
AUGCGUAGCCACUCUUUUCUGUCGUUCUUUACUAUUUCCUCUCUCUUGUCCGCCGGCAUCGCCCACGAUGUCCCCACCACCAGCUCCCGCCGGGUGGUGACGGUUAAGCUCGACCUCAAGUCUCCCAUCGAGCUCGAGCCACCUAUCAAGUACCGCCUCGCCGUCCUCCUCAUCAUCGGCGGUGCUUUCGUCUUCCUCAUCUUCAUCCAGCCUCGCAUCGAGCAGCUCCAACAGCCUCUCAAGCUCAUCAAGUAUCCUGAGCGCUUCGAGCAGCCAUUCAAGUUCCUCAAGCGUCCUAAGCUCCUCGAGCAGGACUUCAAGCUCGUCCAGUGUCGCGAGCACCUCGAGCAGCCUGUCGUCGUCUUCUUAUGGCGUUUCCUCAACGUCGAGCGCCUCGCCAUCGAGCAGUUCAAGCUCGUCGCAAGUCUCCAGCUCAUCAAGUAUCGCUCCAUCGACGAGCAGUCUCACGCUCCAACAUGCACAGAUUACUGGCUGAACAAGAUUACCCACCAAGGCGCCGCCCCGUAUGCAGCCAGCGGCUACAAGGUCUUCAGAAACGUCAUGGACUAUGGCGCGAAGGGAGACGGCAAGACGGACGACACGGCUGCUAUCAACUCGGCCAUUAGCUCUGCGGGCAGGUGUGGUCCUGAGAAUCACUCAUGCGGCUCAACCACUACGACACCCGCCCUGAUCUACUUUCCUCCUGGCACAUACAUCGUGUCUCAGCCAAUCAUCGACUAUUACUACACCAUGUUGGUUGGCAAUCCUGGUUGCAUGCCUGUUCUCAAGGCUAGCGCAAGCUUCAACUCUCGUUUCUUCCUCGAUGGUGAUCAGUAUCAAACCGAUGGCAAGCUCGGUUGGGGAGCCACGAACGUCUUCUGGCGUCAAGUCCGUAACUUUGUCAUUGAUCUUACCGCUGUCAGCCCCUCGGUUCUGGUCGCCGGUAUUCACUGGCCCACUGGCCAAGCGACCUCGCUCCAGAACAUUGUCUUCAAGAUGUCGACCGCAAGCGGCAACCAGCACCAGGGUCUUUUCAUUGAGGAGGGCUCUGGUGGCUGGGUGAGCGAUCUAGUAUUCUAUGGUGGUGCCCAGGGUCUCAGCGUUGGCAACCAACAAUUCACAAUGCGAAACCUGACCUUCCACAACUCCGUUACCGCUAUCCAGCAACUGUGGGAUUGGGGUUGGACUUAUCAAGGCAUCAGCAUCAACGAUUGCCAGGUUGGCCUUGAUAUCACCAAUGUCGACGGCGGAGAGCUCAAGGUUGCAUCCGUCGUCUUCAUUGACAGCGAGAUUAACAACACACCCAUCGGUGUGGUCUAUGGCAGCUCCACGACAUCGGCACCCGCUGCCGCGAACGGCCUGAUUCUCGAGAAUGUCGCCCUCAACAAUGUUCCUGUCGCCAUCCAAGGACCCAACAAAGCCACCGUAUUGGCUGGAUCGACGGGCAAGUCGACUAUCGCGGCCUGGGGUAAGGGCAACUCGUACACAGCAACAAGCGGGCCCAAGCCCGUCGGUGGGACCUUUACUGCCAACAGUCGUCCUAGUGGCCUUACUGCCGGCUCGGCCUACUACGAGCGAUCCAAACCCCAAUACGAGAAGAUCCCUGUCUCGCAGUUCGUUAGCAUCAAGUCUAGCGGUGCAGUAGGCAAUGGCGUGAAGGACGACGCUGCUGCGAUCAACAAGGCACUAGCAGAUGCUGCUGCUGCUGGCAAGAUUGUGUUCUUUGACUUCGGUGUGUACAGGGUCGAGAGCACGAUCACCAUUCCUGCCGGCUCGAAGAUCGUUGGAGAGUCGUACCCGGUCAUUCUUUCUGCGGGCACGUAUUUCUCCGAUAUAAGCAACCCCAAGCCAGUCGUCCAGGUUGGCACUGCAGGAUCUGUCGGUGUGGUUGAGUGGUCGGAUAUGAUUGUCAGCACACAGGGAGCCCAGGCUGGUGCAAUUCUGAUUGAAUGGAACCUGUCAUCACCAGGCACUCCUUCGGGCAUGUGGGACGUUCACACUCGUAUCGGUGGUUUCAAGGGCUCAAACCUCCAGGUCGCUGAUUGCCAAUGGACGAACGCCACAGUCACCGCUACCAGCCUGAAGAAGCAGUGCAUUGCGGCUUUCAUGAGCAUGCAUAUCACCAAGUCCGCCAGUGGUCUGUACAUGGAGAACGUGUGGUUGUGGGUUGCUGACCAUGACAUCGAGGAUCCGGCCCUGACCCGGGUCACCAUCUAUGCCGGACGUGGUCUUCUUGUUGAGAGCACUCUCGGCAACAUCUGGAUGUAUGGUACUGCCGUUGAGCAUCAUGUCCUGUACGAGUACCAAUUCUCGAGCACAAAGAACAUUGUCACGGGUCAGAUCCAGACCGAGACAGCAUACUACCAGCCUAACCCCGACGCGACCAUCCCCUUCCCGGCCCUGACAGCAUACAGCGAUCCUGUCUUCUCCUCUGGUCAAAGCGGUUGGGGUCUGCGUGUCAAGGAUAGCAGCAACAUCUUUGUAUAUGGUGCAGGAUUGUACAGUUUCUUCAACAAUUACAGCACCAAGUGCUCUGAUGGCCCGACUGAGUACUGCCAAUCUCGCAUUUUCAGCGUGGAGAACAGCGCCGUCUCAGUGUACAACCUGAACACGGUGGGCACGACGAAGAUGAUCACAGUGAAUGGAGUAGAUGUAGCGGAUUACUCGAACAAUGUUGCCGGAUUCUCCGACAGCAUUGCACUAUUCAGGAACUGA